This is a messenger RNA of Sardina pilchardus (European sardine), 1396 nucleotides long. RefSeq names its product transcription factor AP-2 epsilon (gene tfap2e). Gene Ontology annotation, biological process: regulation of transcription by RNA polymerase II; anatomical structure development; regulation of cell population proliferation. NCBI's taxonomy places the organism in Eukaryota, Metazoa, Chordata, Actinopteri, Clupeiformes, Clupeidae. The record is from RefSeq and is a predicted model, not a curated record. Bases 107 to 1396 code for a protein of 429 amino acids. Gene Ontology annotation, cellular component: nucleus. Gene Ontology annotation, molecular function: RNA polymerase II transcription regulatory region sequence-specific DNA binding; DNA-binding transcription factor activity, RNA polymerase II-specific. The transcript is spliced from 7 exons.
UGGACACAAUACGCAGAUGAGCCAGCGUGGGUUUUAGAUUACACUAGCCUACUCUCCAGGACUUUGACGCGCACAGGAUAUCCGAAUUGGGAAUUGCGAGUUCCAGAUGUUAGUCCACACUUACUCGGCGAUGGAGCGCGCGGACGGACUGACUGGUUCCUCACCGAGCGGCCGUCUCUCCCAGCUGUCUUCCCUCAACCAGGCUGCCUAUUCCUCUGCGCCCCCCUUGUGUCACACCCCGGCAUCGGACUUCCAGCCACCCUACUUCCCACCCCCCUACCCGCAGUCCUCGCUGUCCUUCUCCCAGAGCCAGGAAUCCGCGUAUCCGCACCUGCCGGAGCCCUACAACUCCAUCAGCUCACUCCACCAGCAACAGGCCGCCUGGCACUCUCAACGGUCACGCUCGGAGGAGGGCGCGCUGCUGUCGCAGUCCCAACGGGCGUUAAGUCUCGACCCGCGGCGGGAGUACCCUGGGGUCCCGCGGCUACUGCAUGGGCUGGGGGAGGGCGCGGCGGCGUUGGGGGAGAGUCCUCUCGGGAUGCACGCGGGACAUCACAGCCUGGAAGAUAUGCAGGCAAUGGAGGAAGCCUCAGCACUUGGGGUUUUGGACCACUCUGUCAUAAAGAAAGUGCCCAUCCCUUCCAAGCUGAAUGGCUCCACCCUGUCGGCGCUGACCUUCAGUAAGGACAUGGGUCUGGGUGGCGUGUCCAACCCGGCGGAGGUCUUCUGCACGGUGCCCGGCCGCCUGUCCCUCCUCAGCUCCACCUCCAAGUACAAGGUGACUGUGGGAGAGGUGCAGAGACGCCUGGCCCCGCCCGAAUGCCUCAACGCAUCACUACUGGGAGGAGUCUUACGCAGGGCAAAAUCUAAGAACGGCGGCCGCUGCCUUCGGGAACGCCUGGAGAAGAUCGGCCUGAACCUGCCAGCUGGACGCCGCAAAGCAGCCAACGUCACUCUCCUCACAUCACUGGUGGAGGGUGAGGCGGUGCACCUUGCUCGGGAUUUCGGUUACGUGUGUGAGACUGAGUUUCCCGCCAGAGCCACGGCAGAGUACCUGUGUCGCCAUAGUGACCCCGAACAGCUGCCCACACGACGAAGCAUGCUGAUGGCCACCAAGGAGGUGUGCAAGGAGUUUGUGGAGCUGAUGUCUCAGGACCGCUCUCCUCUGGGAGCGAGCCGGCCGGUGCCGUGCCUGGACUCAAGCGUCCAGAGCAGCCUGACCCACUUCAGCCUGCUCACCCACGGCUUCGGCGGCCCCGCCAUCUGCGCCGCGCUUACCGCCUUCCAGAGCUACCUGCAGGAGGCGCUCAAGGUGCUGGACAAGAGCGAGGGGGGCCGGGGCGGCCACGAGGGGGGCAGGGGGGGCCACGAUAAGGAGCUCAAACACCGCAAGUAG